AUGGUUUUUGAUGAUAAAGAGCGAAUUAUUGUUUUAAUGAUGAAGGGUCACGCCAAUACACAAAGAACUUAUAGUGAACUAGCUUACUUGUUCAACGAUACGUUUCCAAACCAUUCUUCUAUCUAUAAGGCGACAGUACAAAAAAUUAUAAGGAUUCUAGCAGCGGCCUUCUGUGCCGUAGCUUCGGCAGCCAAAAAUAAUCAGCAAUACACUACACCUGUACCAAUUCUCAAACAGAUCGACAAGCAUAACGAAGAUGGCAGCUACAGCUACGGUUACGAAGCUGCUGAUGGAACAUUCAAAAUCGAAACGAAGUAUCCUAAUGGCGAAGUUUACGGCAAAUAUGGAUAUAUCGACGAUACUGGAGCAUUACGAGAAGUGGAAUACGGUGCCAGUAGAAGAGGUUUCGAACCCGCUGGAAAUGAAAUACAGGUCGCACCUCCUACACUAAAUUCCAGUCCUAACUCUGCCCGACCUCUGGCUCCGAAUGAAGAAGACGAUGGACAGUACAGGGAAGAUCCUGCAGCAUAUUACCAAGACGAUCCUUAUGUUCAACGACAACAAGCUCAACCUCAACAAAGGCCAGCUCCGAGAUAUAGACCCGAACCAGCUUACAGACAAGAACCUGAACCUUUCGAACCAUUUGAACCCCAAAUAGUAAGACCAUCUUACAGACCGCAAGCAAAUUACAGACCACAAACAUCUUACAAACCACAACCGGCUUACAGACCGCAACCAGCCUACAGGCCGCCUCAAAGCUAUUACAGAACGGAUCCAGAACCUGAACCUUUACCUGCUCCAAGAUAUCAGCCACAACCUGCUUAUAGACCUCAGUCAAACUUUGGUUUCCAAAACGAUAACAACAACUACAACCCUGCUCCAAGUUGGAACAGCAAUCCAAGUUGGAACAACAACCCAAGUUGGAACGCUCCCCAACCAAACGGUCCUUCCUGGGCGGGACAUCCAGCGCAGAACGUGGAUAUUAACUCUGGGUCCUACACAGUUCAGUAUAAAAGAUAA
Diabrotica balteata is the source of this 1020-nucleotide messenger RNA. The record is from the annotation of a GenBank genome assembly. Lineage: Eukaryota; Metazoa; Arthropoda; Insecta; Coleoptera; Chrysomelidae.